Synchytrium microbalum is the source of this 1770-nucleotide messenger RNA. RefSeq names its product proline---tRNA ligase (gene AIM10). The record is from RefSeq and is a predicted model, not a curated record. Gene Ontology annotation, cellular component: mitochondrion; cytoplasm. NCBI's taxonomy places the organism in Eukaryota, Fungi, Chytridiomycota, Chytridiomycetes, Synchytriales, Synchytriaceae. The transcript is spliced from 8 exons. Bases 1 to 1770 code for a protein of 589 amino acids. Gene Ontology annotation, molecular function: ATP binding; proline-tRNA ligase activity. Gene Ontology annotation, biological process: prolyl-tRNA aminoacylation.
AUGUCACGAGCUGCAAGGAGAUGGUGCACGUGUAUUCGAAGCUAUAGCACGGCUCCAGAUCCUCCUAUUACAAGGCUGUCAUCCGUCUUUGUACCAAGCUAUUCGGAGGCGCCAUCUACUGGAUCCGAUGCACGUGUUACAUCUGGCCAUGAUUAUCUUGUUCGUGCUGGAUUCUUACGCCAGUCCUCUGCUGGUGUUUUCACGUUUUUACCUCUUGGUUUACGCGUAUUGGCCAAGCUAGAACGGAUCAUUGAUGAGGAGAUGCAACGAAUAGGUGGCCAGAAGCUAUCUCUACCGACAUUGCUACCAGUAGAUGCUUGGGAAAAGUCUGGAAGGCUAGCAUCGACGGGUGCUGAAAUGUUUCAACUACAAGAUCGCAAGAAGAGCAAGUUUGUAUUGGCUCCAACACACGAAGAAGAAAUCACCCAACUAGUGGCAUCAUCAGUAUCGUCACAUCGACAGUUACCACUUCGACUCUACCAAAUAGGUCGCAAACAUAGAGAUGAACUCAGGCCGCGAGGCGGAUUACUACGUGGUCGUGAAUUAUUGAUGAAGGAUUUGUACACGUUUGAUUUGGGUGAGGUUGCGGCACUGCAGACAUAUGAUCACGUCUGUGACGCAUACAAUCGUGUGUUUACCAGAAUUGGAGUGCCUUUCACUACGGCUGAAGCUGAUACUGGAAAUAUCGGUGGCACACGAUCACAUGAGUAUCACUAUGCAUCAGAAGCUGGUGAGGAUACCGUACUAGCUUGUGGAUCCUGUGGUUAUGCAGCCAACGUAGAACGAGCACGAUCCAUACCGAUAGAAGCAAUCCCAAACCCAUCAAACACCACCGGUGUAAAUCAAAAUGUGCUACCAAAAGACUCGCAAUUCUUGUCUAAGCUCACAGACCUGCACGUCUGUGCAGAUGCAUCAUACAAGAAUGUUGUGUUGGUAUUGCUACGACCAGGAGACAAACCGAAUAGUAUAAAAAUCAAGAAACAUCCUAAAUUGCACAAGUCACUGAUAUUGCUGGAACGAUUGCUGCCUAAUCAGAUUGAAGAGCUAGUGACAAAAGCGGAGAAUGUGGUCAUCGCUGUAGAUUCGGCGGUUUUACCAAAGCUACCUGACGACUCCUCGAUGAUUCUAGAUGAUUUCAGGGAAGCUGAACAUGGUGAAGGAUGUCCAUCUUGUAAAACCAAUAAACUCAAAGGUCACAAAGCUAUAGAGGUCGGCCAUACAUUCUACUUGGGAACUCGAUAUUCAGUACCACUAAACGCCACAUUCCGCUCAUCACAAAACAAGGACGAGCAUUUCGUAAUGGGGUGCUACGGAAUUGGAGUAUCGCGAGUUAUUGGAGCCGUAUCUGAAAUAUGUAAAGAUGAUCAGGGACUCGUAUGGCCCGAUGCACUUGCACCGUAUACAGCAUGUAUAGUACCCUCUGUUCCUGAUUUGUUGAGCGAACCAAUAGCCAGACGAGUAAUCGAACUGGUUGCUCAACGGAUGCCAAAUGAUGUAAUAUUGGAUGAUCGGGGUAACAGUGUCGCGAGAUUUGGGUAUAAGAUGAAGGAUGCUGCGCUAGUGGGCUACCCAUAUGUGAUUGUGCUUGGAAAGAAACUGGAACAGGAAGGGCUUGUCGAGGUACAUGAACGUGCAACAGGUAUAAAACAUAUGGUUAUAUUUGAUCACAUAGUAAAGGGGUUGGAAAAGAUUAUGAAAAGCCGUGGACUGGAGUAUCAAACGUCAAAAAGUGGGGAAGCAGUUAGACAAAUAGGUGAUCAACCCUCAUGA